This is a messenger RNA of Aspergillus brunneoviolaceus CBS 621.78, 422 nucleotides long. RefSeq lists its product as uncharacterized. NCBI's taxonomy places the organism in Eukaryota, Fungi, Ascomycota, Eurotiomycetes, Eurotiales, Aspergillaceae. Bases 162 to 380 code for a protein of 72 amino acids. The record is from RefSeq and is a predicted model, not a curated record. The transcript has 2 exons.
CCGUGUAUGUGCCAUAUAAAAGGCAGUUGGGAAAUUUCGAUCAUGUUUCACUUUCCCUCUUGUUUCCCUCCAUGUCAUGACUUGUGUAAACUGAAUCUAUUAAGGAUUUUUCGUUCGGUUGAUUUGCUCGUCGACACUCUUGGCCCCCUUGACUUUGGUCAAUGGGAGUUGCUGGCGGGAGAAAGGCUUCUGUUUUGAGCUUGUGGUUCGAGGGCAGUUUUGGCUGGCAUGUUCUGCGGUUCUUCCCUAUUUCCAGGACACUUCUUCUUAUCAAUGAUCUACACAGGGCAUUCACGCUUUUCGUUCCUAUUGCGAUCUUUAGAACUAUUGUUGCCCUUGUUUACACGCUCAUAUACUGUACACAGUGGACCAAGUCUUGAGACACUGUCAAUUGAGGUGGAGUAUAAGUUCAUCUGACAUUU